UUCUCGGCUGGGCCUCUGUGCGUGGCAGCUCCUGCGGCCCCUCUUCUGCCCGCCCGGCUCUGGGAGGCGCGAUGGCCGGCGCCCGGCUCCUCUUGGCGGGGCUGCUGAUGCUGCUGCCGCUGCUUGCUCUCGGAGGGCGCCCUCCCAGCGCCCAGGGCUCCCCGCGGAAGGCGGUGUCGGCGCGGCUGGCGGCCAAGUGGGCGGCCACCCCGCUGCUGCUGGAGGCCAGUGAAUUCAUUGCAGAAGAAAGCAAUGAGCAGUUCUGGCAGUUUUUGGAAACAGUGAAAGAAUUAACAGUAUACAAGAAAGGGGUCUCAGAACAUUCUUAUUACAAUUUAAUCUUGAAGAAAGCAGGGCAGUUCCUCUCAAACUGGCAGAUUAAUCUUUUGAAGUUUUCUCUUUCCCUGAGAGCUCAUUCCCCUACCAUUCGGAUGUUUCAGCAGAUUGCAGCUGAUGAGCCUCCGCCGAAAGGUUGCAGUGCAUUUGUGGUUAUCCAUGGGAAGAGCACCUGUAAGACUAGUGAAAUUAAGAAACUUUUGAAGAAGGUUGUUUCAAGGCCCAAGCCAUAUCUAUUCAAAGGAGAUCAUAAAUACCCUACACUCAAUGAAUCUUCCCCAGUGGUGAUCCUUUAUGCUGAAAUGGGUACCAAGGACUUUGCCACAUUUCACAAAGUACUGUCUGAGAAAGCCCAAAAAGAGGAGUUUGUUUACAUUCUGCGACAUUACAUCCAGAAACCUAGCCCCGAGAAGAUGUAUCUGUCUGGAUAUGGGGUGGAACUUGCCAUCAAGAGUACAGAAUACAAAGCAGUGGAUGACUCUCAGGCUGAAGCCACAAGAAAUGAAACAGAAGAAGAAGGCGAUGAGGAAAACGAUGUGCAGGGAUUUCUCUUUGACACAUUAAGGCAGAACUAUCCUGACCUCAAAGACAAUUUGAAAGAGCUGAGAAAAUAUCUGAUUGAAAGUACUGAUGGUACUGAGCCCCUGAAGGUGUGGGAAUUGCAAGACAUUAGUCUUCAGGCAGCCUCUCAGAUUCUCUCUGCUCCUGUUUACAAUGCAUUAAAAGUAAUGAAAGACAUUGCACAGAAUUUCCCUGUGAAGGCCAGAUCCCUGUCGAGAAUGCUAGUAAACCUGGAAAUGCGAAAAGAAAUAAAAGAAAAUCAAAAGCAUCUGCGUGAAACUCUUGAACUUCAGCCCGGUGAAGCACAUUUGUUUCUAAAUGGUCUUCCCAUAGAUCUGGAUUUUCAUGAUCCAUUUAGUAUUUUAGAAACUCUGAAGCUGGAAGGGAAAGCGAUGCAUGGACUUCAUUCCCUCGGGAUUAAAGGAGAAAUUCUUAGUAAACUCAUGAAAUUACCUGUCCGAUCUAACACCGACACCUACGCAAUCGACAUCCGUCACUCUUCAAUAGUUUGGAUCAACAACAUAGAAAAGGAUCAGAUGUAUAACAAAUGGCCUUCAAGUUUUCAAGAGCUUCUUAAGCCAGCAUAUGCAGGAAUGAUGCGGCAGAUUCGACGCAAUUUGUACAAUUUGGUCCUCUUUCUUGAUCCUGUCCAGGAAGAGGCAGCUGACUUUAUGAAACUUGUUGAAGUAAUCUACAGUCAAAGAGUACCUCUAAGAAUUGGAUUUGUUUUCGUUUUAAAUACUGAUGAAGCGGUUGAUGGAAAUGUUGAUGCGGGAGUAGCUUUAUGGAGAGCUUUUAACUACGUAGCAGAUGAAAUGGAUAUCCCUGAAGCUUUUGCCGCCAUAAUAAAUAUGUACCAUGAAAUAAAGGAUGGAGGUGUACUUUCUGUGGAGCACGUGAAGCAUGUUCUUCGAAGCGGGUUUCCUCAUGCUGACAUGCAAGAAAUCCUGGGCAUCCACUCUGAAUAUGAUGAGAAGAGAAAGGCAGGAGCAGUGUUUUAUAAGAAGACUGGCCUGGGUCCAUUGCCCCAAGCUCUCUUUAAUGGUGUGCCCUUUAACAGAAAAGAGAUGAAUGUUGCAGAGCUAGAGACCUCUCUCCUGAAGAUAGAGGAUGCCACAGAGUCCUUCCAGCGGGCAGUGUUCAUGGGCUUGCUGAAUGAUCACAAAGAUGCAGUAGAGUUCAUCAUGGAGCAACAGAAUGUAGUUUCACAUAUCAAUGACAAAAUUCUCAGCACAGAAAGAAGAUUUUUGAACUUUAUAUCCCCUUCAGUUCCUAUAGAUACACAUGAUUUUUCAACGUUUUCUUUCUUGGAUUCUCAAGAUAAGACAUUUGUUGUCGCAGAAAACAUGAAAUAUGUGUCAAGAAAAGAUGAAGACAUAAUAUAUCCAAUUACCAUAUGGAUUGUUGCUGAUUAUGACAGGCCAGAUGGGAGACAAUUGCUUUUGACUGCGCUGAAACACCUGAAAACGAGCAGUCAUGUGCAGUUUGGGAUUGUGAACAAUCCUACAUCAAAAAUUACUGAAGAUAGCACUGUCAUUGCAAGGGCAAUCCUAGCAGCUUUAUUAACCCAGAAAAACACAACCCUGAAAAAUUUUCUCAGUCGGAUUCUUAAAGAGGAAACAGCAGUGGCUCUUGCAACAGGAACUAAAAUCAAGAAGUUUAUUGUACCGGGCAUGGAUGGCAAUUCAUUUGAAAAGAAAUACCACUCAAUGGGUGUAGAUAUAAUUCAGGCUCAUUGGAUAUUUUGUCAAGAGGUUCUUCGGCUGCUUCCUGGGCAAAUGGCUACCAUCAGUAAUGGAAGGAUUAUAGGCCCUUUAUAUGAAAAUGAAUUUGGUGCAGAAGACUUUGACUUGUUGGAGAAGGUAACGCUAAGUUCUGGAGCUGUGAAGAUUAAAACUCUUGUCAAGGAAAUGGGUGUUGGCAGUAAACGUGGCAGUAAUUUAGUUAUGAAAGUAAAUGCGCUUCUUUCUUCAUUGCCAAAAAUGGAUACUCGGCGAGAUAUUGAAUUUGUUAAAGAGCAAUACAGUGUACUAAAACUAGAUCCGCAGCAAAAUGAACCAUUCUUUGAUGUCGUUGGAAUUGUAGAUCCGUUAACAAGGGAAGCACAGAAGCUGUCACAUUUACUACUUGUACUUGGUCAGAUUGUCAACAUGAAGCUGAGGCUUUUUAUGAACUGCAGACUUAAACUGUCAGAAGCACCCUUGAAGAGUUUCUAUCGUUUUGUUCUGGAGCCAGAACUUACGGCCGGGACCAAUAAUUUCUUCCCUCUUCCACCUGGGGCCAACUUCUUCGAAAUGCCAGAUACCCCUCUCUUGACACUGAAUAUGAUAACUCCAGAAAGCUGGUUGGUUGAAGCGGUGAACAGUUCCUAUGACCUUGAUAACAUUCGUUUGAAAGAUGUAGAUGAUGUUGUUUCAGCUGAGUAUGAAUUGGAAUAUUUAUUGCUUGAAGGACAUUGUUUUGACGUGACCACUAGGCAGCCUCCUCGUGGACUGCAGUUCACCCUUGGAACAAGGAAUAAUCCUGUUAAUGUUGAUACUAUUGUGAUGGCCAACCUGGGAUAUUUUCAAUUAAAGGCAAACCCAGGUGCAUGGCUUUUGAGACUCCGUGAAGGAAGAUCUGAAGACAUCUACCAAAUAUUUAAGCAUGAAGGGACUGAAUCUUCUGAAGUUCCCGAGGAGGUUAUCGUGGUAUUAAACAGUUUCAGAAGCAAAAUCAUCAAAGUCCAAGUACAGAAAAAACCUGAUGCAAUUAAUGAAGACCUCUUGAGUGAUGGCCUAAGAGAAGAAGAGGAUUUUAUGGCAAGUUCUACAGGAGAAACUCAAACAGCUGAGAAGAAAAUGGACAUAUUAAACAUCUUUUCUGUUGCAUCUGGCCAUUUGUACGAACGCUUUUUAAGAAUUAUGAUGCUUUCAGUUCUGCGACACACCAAGACACCAGUAAAAUUCUGGUUUCUCAAAAAUUAUCUAUCCCCUACCUUUAAAAAAGUUAUACCUUACAUGGCAGAAGAAUAUGGAUUCCAGUAUGAACUUGUGCAGUACAAAUGGCCACGAUGGCUUCAUCAACAGACAGAAAAGCAAAGGAUCAUUUGGGGUUACAAAAUUCUUUUCUUGGAUGUUCUCUUCCCAUUGGCUGUGGACAAAAUUAUAUUUGUUGACGCUGAUCAGAUUGUAAGAAGUGACCUGAAGGAACUCAGAGAUGUCAAUCUGAAAGGAGCACCUUAUGGUUACACUCCCUUCUGUGACAGUCGGAAAGAAAUGGAUGGCUAUCGAUUCUGGAAGUCGGGUUAUUGGGCUUCACAUCUUGGAAAAAGAAAAUACCAUAUCAGUGCUUUAUACGUUGUGGAUCUCAAGAGGUUCAGGAAGAUUGCUGCAGGAGACAGACUCCGAGGUCAAUACCAAGCACUUAGUCAGGAUCCAAACAGUCUAUCCAAUCUAGAUCAGGAUCUUCCAAAUAACAUGAUCCAUCAGGUGGCCAUUAAGUCUCUUCCUCAGGAGUGGUUGUGGUGUGAAACAUGGUGCAAUGAUGAAUCCAAAGAAAAGGCAAAAACCAUUGAUCUGUGUAACAACCCCAAAACCAAAGAACCCAAACUAGAAGCUGCUAUCAGGAUUGUUCCUGAAUGGUCAGAGUAUGACUCUGAAAUACAGAAGCUAAUAAACCGAUUGAGGAAAGAGAAGAAAGGCACGAGACAGUCAAAUCAAGCAGGUUCCAAACAUGAUGAACUUUAGGACCCUUUGGAAAUAGUCCUGAUGGCACAACUGCACACUGCUAGCCAGACUGGGGUAGGGAGGUGGAUGUUAACUUUUCGGGCAUGUAAACAGUACAGAUACAUUUUUUAAGAAUUUUGAAUAAGCAAAGCUUUGGAUUCUCCUCUGGAUUUGUCAUUUAGUCUGAGAAAGUUCCCACUUCUGCUGUUUCCAAGUACUUAUCAAGUUCUGGUGCUACAUUCUCUAAGCCCGCACUGCUAUUGUCUUACAUAUCCCAGUUUUAUUUUCUUUACUUCACAUACAGUUUGUGUUUGCACAUAGCACCCAUGUAAAUACUUAAUUUAUUUUAAUGUCUUCUACUUUUUCUUCCAUGGCAUCCACAGGAAAGUGCCUUAAAAUAUUACUUGAAGUUUGUAUUACUUUUCCAGCCCAUCAUGUUUGCACAUUGCUUUGCCCUGAUGUUGUAACUUUCAUUUGAACUCUAUCCAAUUUAAAAAUUAAUUCUGUUUCCUACAGUGGAUCAAUGUCAGAAUUUGGAAGGCCAGCUCAGCCUUUGUUUGAGCCACCCAGACUAGCUAUUACCUAAACCUCCAUAUUUGUUAUUAAACAUGUGGGACUUCAGCCUUUCACUUAUGAAUCUACCCUGAGCAGCCACUGAAGUUUUUUAUUGUCAUUGUUAAAAACACUUCUUUCUUUGCUCUUGGUGGAAGUGUUUAAAAAAUAUUAUGUGCCUGACAUAAUAGCUCCUUUAUUUCUGUGUGGGUUCUGUUUCUCAGUGUUUAGCACUAAGCUGUACCACUACAGAAAGAUGUAGAGUCUCCUAGAUAAUCCAUGAUAUUUUAUUUUAUGAAUUUUUUAAUGAAUUUAUACCCCCUGGUGACACAAAUAUAAAUCUUUCCUGUUUUCCUCAUCGGCAUGAAACAAACUCUCAGGGCUGAGGAUGAGAUGCUAACAACAAAAAGCAAAAUGUCACCACCAUUUUGUGCAAAAGUGAAAUAAAAACGUAACUUAAAAAAAUA
Molecule: messenger RNA, 5623 nt
Organism: Anolis carolinensis (green anole)
Lineage: Eukaryota; Metazoa; Chordata; Lepidosauria; Squamata; Anolidae
Gene: uggt2
Product: UDP-glucose glycoprotein glucosyltransferase 2
Exons: 39
Coding region: 72-4625 (1517 amino acids)
Cellular component (GO): endoplasmic reticulum
Molecular function (GO): UDP-glucose:glycoprotein glucosyltransferase activity
Source: RefSeq, a predicted model, not a curated record